Messenger RNA from Arvicanthis niloticus (Nile rat), 183 nucleotides. RefSeq names its product keratin-associated protein 19-7-like. The record is from RefSeq and is a predicted model, not a curated record. Lineage: Eukaryota; Metazoa; Chordata; Mammalia; Rodentia; Muridae.
AUGUGCUGCUACAGAGGAUACUAUGGAAACCUGGGCUAUGGCUAUGGUGGCCUAGGCUGUGGUUAUGGCUGUGGCUAUGGCUGUGGCUAUGGCUGUGGCUAUGGCUGUGGCUAUGGUGGCUAUGGUUAUGGUUGCUGUCGCCCACUGUGCUGUACAAGAUACUGGUCCUGUGGCUUCUAUUGA